Trypanosoma conorhini is the source of this 2025-nucleotide messenger RNA. RefSeq lists its product as uncharacterized. Lineage: Eukaryota; Euglenozoa; Kinetoplastea; Trypanosomatida; Trypanosomatidae. The record is from RefSeq and is a predicted model, not a curated record. The transcript has a single exon. Bases 1 to 2025 code for a protein of 674 amino acids.
AUGUCCCUACCUGGAUCCAGGGUGGAGGCUGAAAGAGACAAUUCCACGUUGGUAAGCCCGUUUCGAAAUGUAAAGCGUGAUGCGCAUCACCACACAAAUGAGACAUUGGGAGAAGAACUCCUCACGCCGGCAAGAUCGUCUCAGCGGGGAACGCGGCGGGAGCUCCUGACAGACCCCCAUUCCCACCCCAACUUGCCAUCCCCCGAGCCGCUACAGGCGUCAAGUGACAGAGGCCCCCUCCGUGCUGACUGGGAACAAAUCCGUAAGGAGUACCAUGUCCCUUGGCAUAAGGAAAGUCAAAAGAGGUCUCUGGUAAAUAACGGCAGUUAUUCCGGCGCCUCAACCCCUCGUCAACACUCAGUUUCUCACCGACGCUCGGAUCUCCGUCGACGCUCUGUUCCUCGUCGACGCACAGCUCGAGAAGGCUUGACCUCAGCUCUGGGGCAGGAUGCAAACGAUGCUUUGCAGCUCACUUCCCAUAGUCCCUACACGGCUCCAUUGGUUGUUCCUGAUAACGAGUGGCCUUUUAAAAUCAACAGCGGCCGCAGAAGCAUCCACCUUGGACGUAAUGAAGUUGGUGGGUCUAUGCGGAGAGAAGAAGAGUUUUCCUCUAUAUCACCUUCAUGUGAGGACAUGCGGGGAUCAGGGACGCUUUCACAGUCGCAUCGGCACAGUUUAUUUGUCUAUUCUAACCCGGAGCAGCGUCAUGAAGGGGAACCAGGCUGGCGGACGUUCGUGUCGACCGUGUCCACGCCAACUCAGCAGGACCUCACCGGCAGCGUACGAAGACGAGGAACCAGUCCCAGAAGAGCGUCUGUCACGAGGAGAGAUGAAGAGCGUCCGGCAACACCAAACAAGGUGAGGUUCUGCUUCAAUGCCGCGGAUGCCGUUGAAGUGUUCGGGGAUCGAUUUAUCUCGCCAGGGCGGAGCGGCGCAAUGGCGUCUGAGAUGCCUGCUCAUAAUAUGCUGGGUGCAGGACGGAUUUCGCAUCGGCCGCCUGAAGCCAUUGUGCCUGAAAGGGUGGGCGAGAAAAUGGCGGACUUGCAAGCUCUUCUUGAAAAGGACCUGGAGACGCGGGAUGCGGGGGACGCGGCUCGCCUGGAAGACGGCUUUCCCGCCUCUAAGGUGGGGGUGAAUGGCGCGGAACCAAUUCCUCUUUUGCAAGGUGGCACAAACGACCUGAACACGAACGCCUCCCGAACGGCGUAUAACGCUAACGUGCCCAGCGCGGCGGCGGAGACAGGCGUGGGGGUUAACGAAGCAGCCGUCGUGGCGGCCCCGCCGCAGGCGCCUAAUGACAACGCAUUGAAUUCUUCUGCUAAAUUGAAUGACCAUUAUUUGCAGGGGCCUGCUAAAGCUGCCGGCGAGGUGCGUGAGUUGGGUGAAGGGGCUACCGCACUAGGGAGGGAGAUCGCAAAGUCCACCAGUGCAUACACCAAAAAUGGGUCACCAACGUCGAUGCCUCUCGACGAGAGCCCAAAGCCGUUUUCAUCUGCAAAACGCCGGGAUGAAGCGAGUGCGAAAUCCACAACUGCUGCCUCGCCCCCAUCCAGCGGUGUGGCAGGGUCGCAACAAGAUACCAAGGCUGUCACGCAACAGCUAAAUCCCACAAAUGCCACGUCAGCUUCACCUGGCUACGUCGAUGCAAACGUGACGAAGACCAAUAACCUCGGUAUGCAUACCAUUCAACGAGAUGCUGCAUUGGAGGGGGAAAACUUGACUCCUCAGGCCUCGCUUAGCGGUGGAGCAGGAGCGUUGGAGAUUUCUGGUAUAGAAGGAAGUCGAGAUGCAUCCAGUGCAGCGGGAAUUGCGGCUGGAUACGGCCCUGUGGCAGAAAGCAUUCGUGCGGCAGGUAACAGCGAAGCGAAAUCUGUGGAUUUCACGGUAGAAAGUCCUGUGGCGGAUCUUGAUUCUCCUCUCAGUACGUUCUCGUGGCCGGUGAUCUCCUGCUCGAGCAAAGAGGAACUGAGGCCCGUAGCUUUGCCUAGAGCCGAGUUUAUGGUACGCUGCCUCUUGGACAUCUGA